This is a messenger RNA of Beta vulgaris subsp. vulgaris (sugar beet), 603 nucleotides long. RefSeq lists its product as uncharacterized. NCBI's taxonomy places the organism in Eukaryota, Viridiplantae, Streptophyta, Magnoliopsida, Caryophyllales, Amaranthaceae. The transcript is spliced from 3 exons. The coding region runs from base 1 to 603 and encodes 200 amino acids. The record is from RefSeq and is a predicted model, not a curated record.
AUGAUUGAAGCUGAAAGGUUGUCUUUUCUUAGACACAACCAACAAAGCUUGAGAGCUGCGAAUGUCAAGAAUUUAAGAGGUGCUGUCGAAAGAGGUGAAACAGAGGGAUCUUCGACUGGAAGUCGUAUAGUAUUGCCAUCUUCCUUCACAGGAGGACAUAGUUAUAUGAGAGAAAACUAUCAAGAUGCGAUGGCUAUUUGCAGAUGGUAUGGUUAUCCAGAUUUAUUCAUAACAUUUACGUUGGUUUAUACAGUUCAAUUCCAAAAGCGUGAUUUGUCCGCACGCUCUAUUUUGUUGUUCAUGCACCAGGGAGACAAAUACCCUGUUGCUUCAGAUAUUGAUAAGAUUAUUUGUGCUGAGUUGCCCGAUAAAUGUGAAGAUCCAGAACUAUAUCAAGCAGUAAGCGAGUACAUGAUGCACGAUCCAUGUGGGUCAGCAAAUACAAAUGCUCCGUGUAUGAUUGACAACAAUGCAGUAAGCAUUUUCCCAAGAGACCUGCAUUUAACCGAUGAUCAAAUCGAAUCUUUUGCAUUGGCUGAGAUUGAAACCAUGCUCCAAAGUAAUGGUAGCAGCUUGCGGAAAUGCCGUUUCCGGAUGAACUAA